GACAGUCAGAUGAGAGGCUUUUGUUUUACGUACGAAUAUAGUAAUUGGCAUUUAACUAAGCUUCGUCUCCGUCGUCUUUUCAACCGGAAAACCGAUCGGAGUGCCGACAUAGUUGCAGGAGAUUUUGAUUAACUCUCUGAGUCUCUGACCAACGUCAACCGGAGAAGUAGAGAGUGAAGAAAACUGAGAAGCUGAGCAAGAAUCGACUGCCAUGAACUGAUUCCAGGAAAAAUCCACAGAGUUGACUUGAAAUUAAGCUUCCUCUCCGGUUUCAGAGUUGAUCGGAGAUGGAGACUACUGAGGUCGUUUCGAAGCCGCACAGGCUCAAGUUCGACGUCUUCCUCAGCUUCCGAGGCGAAGACACUCGCCAUAACUUCGCAGGGCGUCUCUAUGAGGCGCUUAAGGAAAAGCUCCGAGUCUUCCUCGACGACGAAGGUAUAGAGCGAGGGCAUGAGAUCGAUCAAAGUCUCCUGGCAUCAAUGGAGGACUCGGCGGCCUCCGUCGUCGUCUUAUCCACCAACUACGCUAACUCUCACUGGUGCCUAGAUGAACUAGCUAUGCUCUGCCAUCUGAGAAAGUCGCUUGGUCGCCCGAUGCUUCCCAUCUUUUAUAAGGUCGAUCCUUCGCAUGUACGCAAACAGAACGAUCAUUUCGCCAAGGAUUUUGAAGAACACGCCAAAAGAUUCAGCGAUGAGGAGAUACAGCGAUGGAGAGAAGCUAUGAAAUUAGUUGGAACCUUAGCCGGAUAUGUUUAUCGAGAUGACUCGGUUGAUGAGGAUCAGAUGAUAAGGCUUGUGGUGAAAAGGGUUUUGGCUGAAGUGAGCAAUACACCAGAGAAAGUUGGAGAAUACACGAUAAGCAAAGAAGAAGCCGUCGACGUACUGAAAGGAUGUGGACUCAACGCUGAGGCUGCUCUCAGUGUCCUCAGACAAAAGUCUCUUAUUAAGUUUUUGGCAAACGAUACUAUUUGGAUGCAUGAUCAGAUUCAAGACAUGGGCAGAGAGAUAGACCUUAAAGAAGUCCCUGGGGAUCCUGGAAUGCGAAGCAGACUAUGGGAUCGUGCUGAAAUUCUGACUGUAUUGAACAAUACGAAGGGAACAACAUCAAUCCAAGGAAUCGUACUUGACUUCAAAAAGAAGCUUGCGAGGGAUCCGAGUGCAGAGAACAUUGCGUUGAGGAAUCUACAUGACAAACUAAGCAUCAAAUCAGUGUGUAGUUACCUGAAGAACAAGUUCAUACCAUUUCCAGAAGAGGAAAAGCCAAAAAGUUCUGAGAUCACCAUUCCUGUAGAGCCUUUUGUACCAAUGACGAAGCUGAGACUUCUUCAGAUUAACCACGUGGAACUGGAAGGAGAUCUUAAGCUUCUUCCAUCUGAACUCAAGUGGAUACAGUGGAAAGGCUGCCCACUAAAAGAUGUUCCACCGGUUUUUCUUGCUGGGCGACUUGCUGUUCUUGAUCUCUCAGAGAGUGGCAUAAGACGAGUCCAGAGUUUGCACAGCAAAAGGGUGGAUGGGAACUUGAAAGUUGUGAACUUUCGUGGUUGCCAUAGCUUAGAAGCCAUUCCUGAUUUAUCAAACCAUAGCUCCCUAGAGAAGCUUAUCCUGGAACGAUGCAUACGUCUGGUGAAGGUUCCGAGAUCAGUUGGUAAUUUAAAAGCAUUGCUUCACCUUGAUUUCAGGGACUGUUCAAAUCUUACUGAGUUUCUCGUGGAUGUUUCUGGACUGAAGCGUCUUGAGAAACUUCUCCUCUCUGGAUGUUCAAAUCUGAGUGUGUUACCAGAAAACAUUGGUGCCAUGCGAUGCUUGAAAGAGCUUCUUCUUGAUGGAACUGCGAUAAAGAACCUGCCAGAAUCUGUUUACAGCCUCGAGAAUCUUGUAAAGCUUAGUCUAAAGGGUUGCAAAUCUAUUCGAGAGCUACCUUCGUGCGUAGGUACGUUGACGUCACUAGAAGAGCUAGAUCUUAGUGGUACUGCACUGCGAGAUCUCCCGAGUUCUAUUGGAUGUCUAGUAAAUCUCCAGAAGCUGCAUCUGAUGCACUGCACGUCCCUUUCCAAGAUUCCUGACAGUAUCCAUAUGCUCAAAUCAUUGAAGAAAUUAUAUAUCAACGGAAGUGCCAUGGAGGAGCUACCUCUAAACCUUGGCUCACUGCCAUGCUUGGCUGACUUCUCAGCAGGAGGAUGCAAGAAACUGAAACAGGUUCCGGUUUCUAUCGGUCGACUGAAUUCUCUUCUCGACCUUGAGUUGGAUUGGACCUCAAUUGAAACUCUACCAGAAGAGAUUGGUGAUUUGCCCUUAUUUCGGAAACUUGUGCUGAGGAACUGCAAAUCUCUGAAGUUUCUGCCUGAAUCAAUCGGAGAUAUGGACACACUCCAUAGCUUGUUCCUUGAAGGCUCUAACAUCGAGAAACUGCCGAAAGACUUUGGUAAGAUGGAGAACCUGGUCUUACUCCGAAUGAACAACUGUAAGAAUCUCAAGAGGCUUCCUGAAUCAUUUGGAGACUUGAAAUCUCUUCAGCAUAUGUACAUGCAGGAAACUACUGUGGCAGAGCUGCCACAAAGUUUCGGAAACCUUUCAAAGCUAAGGGUAUUGAAAAUGCUGAAGAAGCCUCUUUUCAGAAGUUCCGAGAGUGAUGAAGAACCUUGUUUUGUAGAAGUACCAGACUCUUUCUCAAACCUCGUGUUGCUUGAGGAACUGGAUGCUCGCAGUUGGGGGAUAUCCGGUAAGAUCCCAGAUGUUCUUGAGAAGCUUUCGUCUCUGAAGAUACUAAAACUGGGGAACAAUUACUUCCACAGUCUUCCGUCUAGCCUCGAGGGGUUGUCGAAUCUCAGAGAACUCUCAUUGUAUGACUGCCAAGAGCUCACGCGUCUUCCUCCUCUUCCGUGGAAACUGGAGCAGCUGAACUUGGCAAACUGCUUUUCACUGGAGACUAUAUCCGACCUUUCGAAGCUGACGAUCUUGCACGAGCUCAAUCUCACAAACUGUGAGAACGUAAAUGAUAUUCCAGGCUUAGAGAAGUUGACUGCUCUUAAACGGUUAUACAUGAGCGGAUGUAACUCCAUCUGCUCCGAUGCUGUAAAGAAGAGACUGUCCAAGGCUUCUUUGAAAAUGAUGCGGAAUCUGAGCUUACCUGGAAACAGAAUCCCGGACUGGUUCUCACAAGGCCCUCUCACAUUCUCAGCUCAACCGAACAGAGAGCUCAGGGGAAUAAUCCUGGCCGUUGUUGUGGCUCUUGACCAUGAGAGAAGAGAUGACUACCAGAUACCUGAUGUGGUGGAGGUUCAAGCCCAGAUUCUGAAACUUGAUCUAGCCUUAUACACCCACACGUUGCACCUCUCUGGAGUGCCAAGAACAAGUAAUGAUCAACUCCACAUCUGCAGAUACCCAGCUUUGCACCCAAUGGUCACUACGUUUAAAGACGGGUACACUAUUCAAGUCAUCAAACGAGAACCACCAUUCAAACAAGGCGUGGAGCUUAAGAUGCAUGGCAUUCAUCUGGUUUACGAGGGGGAUGAUGAUUUUAAAGGCGAAGAACGUUUAGUAAACGAGACGCAUCUAACCGUUUCUCAGAAACUUGCCAAUUUCUUCAGAUCUUUCGAAGGAGGUGAAGCCAGCUCAGAAGGUGAUUCUACUGUUACAUGAUAUGCUACCACAGAGAAGUUAAGAAACUGCACAGACACUAUUGCUAAACAAAAACACACAAAAAAGAACCAAAAAAACAAACUUUUUGUCUGUAAGUAUCUUCUUUCUCUCCAUGUUUCUCUGUUCUCAAGCGUGUUUGCUUCUUUUAAGUUCAACUACUUGUGUUUAUAGUUGUCUUUCUACCUUUACUUUUAUAUAUAAUCAAUAAAAAAAGCCAAAAAAGAGGAGACUCUUGUUUCCCAUGAUUUCUCGAACAUUAAAGAAGUCAAUGGAUUUUAUGAAAGUUUGGCUAACAGAGACAUUCCAAGAGUGAAGAGAAUCAAUAUAUUAAAACAA
Molecule: messenger RNA, 3974 nt
Organism: Thlaspi arvense
Lineage: Eukaryota; Viridiplantae; Streptophyta; Magnoliopsida; Brassicales; Brassicaceae
Source: the annotation of a GenBank genome assembly